Messenger RNA from Symbiodinium sp. CCMP2592, 5157 nucleotides. NCBI's taxonomy places the organism in Eukaryota, Dinophyceae, Suessiales, Symbiodiniaceae. The record is from the annotation of a GenBank genome assembly.
AUGAAUGAUGCAGCCUGCGUGCCCAUUGACGUGGACGGAGAAGAUGCUGAUCUUGAAGGGGGCGACCAUUCCCCAACCGAGAUCGCCGAGGAAGAGGAUGAGGAUAAGGACGUGGACAAUAAUGUGAACAUUCCUCACGGACGGGGCGACGAUCCUGGACAGCGUGGAGGUGAUGAAAUGCAGGUCGACAUUCACUUGGGGGCCCUGGGUGAACUCAAUGAAGGUGACCAACUUGGUGACGGAAGUGGAGGAGGAGAAAACAGGAAAAGAGGCCGAAGCCAGGUGAAACAAGAAACCGAACGAGAAGGCGAAGAAGGUGAGGAAGAGAGUCCAUCGAAAAGAGCUUCUAUUCUGGAUUCAGCACCUAAUGAGAAGGAGAUCAAGGAAACCAAGGGCCGAACCACCGCAGCAGAAAAACACCUCCACGACUUGAAGGCCAAGGUAGAGCUACAUGAUGACCGCAUCACUGAGGUCACUGCUUCCCUUGCACGCCUGCAGAGUGACCUCAACAGCAGAUCAUCGGGGACUAAUGCGACUUCCACGGGGGUGAAUUCAGGACCACAGUUCGACCCUUGGGCAAACUGGCGACAAAACCAGCCCAAGCUGCAGAAGCAAAAUGGACACUUGCCACGAGCACAGAUGGGUGACUUUGAGGAGAAUGGCCAGCUCACGGAAGAAGAGAAGAGGACGCUGAUCGUGGGAGGCUGGGCACAGGACACCAAAAAGUCUACCAUUGAAGCGGAGGUCGAUGAGCCAGUCUUGGCGGUGUUCGGACCCCGUCGCAGUGUGGGCAACUUGAAAUUUGACUAUCGACAGAAUGAGAGUUUCCAAAGCUUGCGUGACAGAAUGUGGAAGACCAUGAAGGCGAUCCGUGAAAUGGCCAUCCAGUUCCCGAGCACCAAGGACAUUGUUGGGAGCAAGCCAGCCUGGGCGAGCUUCGUGAAAACCAAGGAAGCACGUCGCAGGACCAUGCUCGUGAGCCAGGUACGCAGAGUCUGCAUGCAACUCGCGAUGGACAGCACUUCUGAUCAGGGAGGACCGUGCAGACCAAACGCCAUCAACGCGGAGAGCUAUGACACUGACUGGGGCAAUGGUACAGUGUGGCACGAAAGUCAUAAGAUUGCUUCUGCCACCCAUCGCCAGCCGAAUCCCAACACCUCGGUGAUCCUCAUGCCUGGGGGCUGGGUCGACCUCAAAGCGGUCAUCGACGUCACUGGGUGUACGGAAACAGAGGCACGUGGUGCCUUUGAACGGGAGCUCCGGGUGUCCCAAUGGAAUUUGGGAGGGCAGGAUGUCAAAACACUUGAUGUCGUGCUGCAUGGAUGUGAUUUCGUUUGUGCACAAGAAGUUGCAAGGAAUGAUGCAGGGUGGCGGGAGGAAAAUGACGACAUCUUUUAUUGGCUACAUCAUCGACACGACAAACAGUACAGGGGUGUGGCUGUUGGCUUUGCCCAUGACCUGCUGGACUGUAUCAUUGAGAAGGUUGCAUGUGAAAGGGGAAUCUGGGUGUUGGCGCGCAUCAAGGGCCUGGGGCGAGUUGUCUUCGGAAGCCUACAUGCGCAUACGGGCACAACCCACGGAGUUUACAAGGCAGCGAUCCAGGAGUUCUUUGCGAAGUUCAAAAACAAGUGGCGACAGUGGCCUAUCAUCCUCGGCGUUGAUGCAAAUGAGCAGCCCACUUGGGAUCCACAAGAAGACGGGACCGUCAAUGUCAUUGAGAUGAGUCUCAACUUACAAAGUUUGACGCACGAGGCCUUCACCGUCGGUCUUCGAGCAGUUGCACCAGGAGCUGAUCAACUUCAAACACCGACUCAUUACCCGCGAGACGAAACGAGACAGGGCAGGCAGAUUGACAUGGUCUUUGUUAAGCAGGUGAUCACGAAGAACGUCGAGAUCAACCCGGAACUUCGUCACUGCAUUGGCUCUGAUCAUGCUUGCCUUCAAGUUCUUCUCCCUCAACGACGAGCAGUGCGACAAGCAUGGGGCAAUGACUCUCGACCUCGGCGACUUAUUUCGGAGGUCGGCCCACAUGAGGUCAUCGUUGACGUGGAGGAUGUGUGCAAAUUGGCCAAGUCUCACACAGCCCCGAUCCCAUAUACCAAGUACGAGGAUCCACCAGAGCUGAAGGACAUGAUACAGAGGGCGAGGAGCUCCAAUGACAGGACACUGUGGAAGAAAGUGCAUGACAGCCGACGAAAACAUCGGAGAAGAUGGAAAAAGGAGCGACUUGAAAAAGCACUACAAGGUGACUGGGGUGCAUUCAGGGCGCACCAAAGAGACAGACGUCGCACCAAAGGGUGGUGGGGGCGACUUUUGCAGGACCUUACCUCCGAGCAAGUGACUCAUAGGGUACAACAACACCUUGAAGAGAAGCUGGUGAACAAGAACCUACCUGAUUGGAGUCAUGAUCUCUGGGAACAAAUUCAACAAGUACCUCUACCACAAGCCUGGGUGCCUGCUACGAGGGAGGAAUUAUGUGAGGAAGUCAACAAGAUGAAACGAAAUGUAUCGGUUGGCCCCGAUGGGAUCAGCGUUGACCUUCUGGUGCACCUCCUCUACAACCCCGAGCUUGGACAACAACUCACUGACCUGGUGAACCACAUUAUCUCUACCAAUGAACAACAACAUGAGUGGGGGGUGUCUUUUCUCGCAUUAUUGGCCAAGUGCACGAUACCAGAAGAGCCGAAGGAUCUGAGACCUAUUUGCAUGUCCUCGUCCUUUUCCAAAUUGGUUAACAGGGUGAUCAUCGGGCGACUUUUCCCCACUUUGAGAAGAGGCUCGAAGAUCUCCUCGUGCGGGCGAGGCCGCCAGUCAGCUGAUCUCAUCGGCAGCCUAUCAAGAAUCCGUGACGUGGUGCGCGAGUGGGAUGAGAGCAUCCUGGUCGUGAAGCUUGACAUUGCAGGAGCAUUUGAUAAGAUCUCCCGUCAGAAAGUAGUCGACCUUAUCCUGGCAAGAACUGCAGGAACCAAUUUGGGUUAUGAAGUCAGAUAUCUGCUGGGACAGUUAGACGUUUUCGUGCUGCAGGGCAAGGUCCCGGGGGGUGAUACAAUCUCUGUUAACGCCAACUCCGGGAUUAAGCAGGGUGCACCGGAGUCGGCGGAACUCUUCGGCCUCAUCAUGGGAUGGAUUCUGGAUGAGACGAUGAGCAAACCGGCGUGGCAAGCUGUUGGGGCGCCAUUUCAUGAUCUUGAUCUCGAACUCAUGUACUUUCAGGACGAUGUCUUCCUUCUGGAAACCUCUGCCGCCAGAGUAGCAAGGAAGAUUGAAAUGCUGAAGGGUGAGUUAGCACAAGCUGGGCUCUUCCUUGCAAUGAACAAAACGAAGAUUGUGGCCUCCCCAGCUUACCAUGGGAAAAUGUCUCUAGUGAUUGAUGGCCAAGUCGUCGAGAUCUACAAGAACGAAUCUCUGCGUGCUCUAGGGGUGUCCUUCAAUUUCUCAGCCUCUGUUGGACAACAGGCGCAUGAACUCCUGGGCAGAGCACGUGCUGCCUUUGCUGAACAUCGUGAACUUCUGAUGUCGAGAGGGUCCUGGGAGAAAAAGCUUUCGUUGGUAGAAACACUGAUUAUGUCUACGUGGCGGUGGUGUGCUGGAGCCAUUCACUGGCCCCAGGAGUGUCUUGCGCAGGCGAACACACUUCAAGCGCACAUUCUGCGCACUGCCUUCCGACUUCGCAGAGGACGUGGGGAGGAUUGGGUCGCGUACAACUCUAGAACGCUGCGGUUCGUCAGACAGUUCCUCGUUCAACGCCAUGUACCUAGGUGGAGCUCUGUGAUCCUCAGGCUGCAACAUGCCCUUCACGGCCACUGGGCGAGGAGGGUUGAAACUUUUGGUCCGCAUGGGCAAGCCUGUCUCAACAUCAGCAUGCGCGCGAUCACUUGGCGCGAUCUUCGAUGGUGGCGUGGAGAACAAGCCAAGACCACUACAGGCCGCAAACACCCCAGGCCGUUCUAUGCGUGCAAUCCUGAGAGGAACAUUGCUGAAAGUAUUGGCACGUCGUGGGCGAACAUCGCCCUGGAUCGAGCCAAAUGGAGUCGUCACUGGGUGUCUCAAUCCGGAAUGAAACUGAGCGGGUUCGCUGAGCUGACCGAGUUGAUUGGGGGAAGCAGUGGCUCGAAGAUGGACGCCAACUUCAUGGAACCAGCAGAACAACUUGAAAUUCCACGUUGCGAGAUGCGGUUGUGGCCACCAGAUGGGUCGAAGAUGGCUGGGAAACUACCUGGACACCACCUGUUGGAGUUGAAGAAGAAGGGUGGGAAGAAGCAUGGGGUGAUCACCAUACUCCUGCACUACCUGAGCUACCUGAACCUGCCCUUUCUGUACCACCGGGAGAAGAUGCAGACCCGGGACUUUCGGUACCACCGGCAGAAGUUGGACAGAUACCUGAAGGCAAUGUUCCGGGAGAAGCUGACCUGCUACCUCAAGGUCAUGAACAUGUCGAGGCACCACCGGGAGAAGAUCCGGAUCCGGGACUUUCGGUACCACCGGCAGAAGUUGGACAGAUACCUGAAGGCAAUGUUCCGGGAAAAGCUGGCCUGCCACCUCAAGGUCAUGAACAUGUCGAGGCAUCACGGACAGGAGAACCACCUGCUGUACUACCUCAGCAUGCGGCCCUACCUGUACUUCCGGAACAAGCACAACAGCAUGCAUAUCCACAUGGUACAGGUGUUGGCCAGCUGGAUGAGGAAAAUAAUCAAGACCAAGACCAUAUGGAGCAACAUAUCGAAGCCAACUCAGAUGUUCUACCUGCACCACCGGCACAAGCACUACAACUACCUCAGGGCGACGUUCACCGAGCCGAACCUGCUGUACUGCCUGGACCAACCGUUCUACCUGCACCACCUGCACAAGUACUACAGCUACCUCAGGGUGACGAUCAUGAUCGAGCUGACCAUGCUGAACUACCUGGACCAGCCAUUCUACGUGUACCCCCAGGACAAGCACCACAGCGAGUACGAGCUGGUGAUGAUGAUCAAGCCCAACCUGCCGCGCUAUCUACUCCUUCUUCUCUACCACAUGAUACCGGACUCGAGGAUGCACCACAGGAUGAGGAGGGAUGGAUCAAACGUGGAGGUCGCUGGCGCCCUGGUAUCGACAGGUGGCACUACAGGAACGGGUCGCUCAAGCCUCCGUUGGCAAACAAACCACCUGCAGGGGUGA